AUGGCAAUUUCUGGAGUAACACUGUAUCAUUUCUUGCUGGUUGGUUUUAUUUCUGCCAACGCAGCUGUCCAGCAGCCUUCAAGUUCAAGAUGUGUUUCUGUUGUGUUGGAUCCAGCUACCAUGACCCUAAAAUUAGUGGACGGAUAUCAUCCGAAUUCUAGCGUCGCAUGGGCGAACUUCACUGACCAUCAACAACAAACGGGAUGGAACUAUUUGACAGUCUCUACCAGCCCCGAGUACAAUGACACCCUCCAAGCCUACGCUGCCGGUCUGGUGGAGGGCUUCCUCACGGCAGACUACAUCUACAUGGAGUGGUUUAACACCAUGGCAAGCUUCUGCCAUUACAUGACGUCUGACUGUCUGAAGAUCCAGGCUUUCCUGACGGAGAACCUAGAAUGGAUGGAGCAGCAGGUGAAGGCCAAUCCAAACGACCCGUACUUCUAUCAGAUGGGCCUUAUCCUAGUUCAGGUGGAUGGACUGAAAGAUGGCUACAUGAACAAACCCGACAGACCCAGCAUCGACAUUGACCCGUUCGGUUUCCUCCUUUUCCAAGCCGAUGGCGAUCUUGGUGACAUCCAGACGGCCCUGAAGGCCGAUAGCGGCCAGAAACGCGGCAGAUUUGCCGGCCACUGCUCAGCCCUCAUCAAGUUGUUGCCAGGCAACAAGGAUCUCUUUGUUUCGCAUGACACUUGGACGGAGUACGGGAGCAUGCUCAGGGUCGUGAAAAAGUACAACUUUGCUUUCAGGAUGUCUCCGAAAUCGUCUGCCUUUGUUCCUGGUCGUGAGGUCUCAUUUUCCUCCUACCAUGGCCCGCUUCUCUCUGGCGACGAUUAUUACAUCAUGGGCUCAGGUCUGGUUUCCAUGGAAACGACAAUAGGUAAUGACAACCCAGACCUAUGGAAGUAUGUGAAAUCCAAGGGGACUGUUCUGGAAUGGAUGCGCACCCUUCUCGCCAAUCGCCUCGCCAAUUCAGUCAUGGAGUGGACGGAUAUCUUCAGCAAGUACAACAGUGGCACCUACAACAAUGAAUGGAUGGUAGUAGACUACAAGCAUUUCACACCUGGACAGCCAUUGCCAAAAGAGGGCGUCCUUGCAGUAUUAGACCAACUUCCUGGACAGAUCGAGAAGAAGGAUAUGACAUGGUUACUCACAAAACAGACCUACUGGCCGAGUUAUAAUGUUCCUUAUUUCCCAGACAUCUUCAAGAACGGUGGCUUUGCCAAGCAGGCUGCCAAGUACGGGCCGUUCAUGCAAUACAACAGCACCCCCAGAGCCAACAUCUUUCGGCGGGAUCAUCACAAAGUGACCGACAUGGAGUCCAUGAUAAAAUUGAUGAGGUACAAUGAUUUCCAGCAUGAUCCGCUCUCCCGAUGCAAUUGUACGCCGCCCUACAGCGGUGAGAAUGGCAUCUCGGCACGCUCUGACCUCAAUCCAGCCAACGGUACCUACCCGCUGGAGUUCCUCGGUUUCCGCUGCCACGGUGGCACAGACAUGAAGGUGACCAGCAGUGGCAUGGCCAAGACGCUGUCCAUGAUGGCCGUCAGUGGGCCCACCCAUGACCAACAGCCCGUCUUCCAGUGGAGCAAGUCUCCAUGUGAAAAGGAGCAGCUUCACCUGGGCCACCCUGACCUCUUCAACUUUGAACCCAUGAAGAUCGUUUGGGAGCAGCCGUAAAAUAGAACCAGUACCUGCUGUCAGUGCAAGUGCCAGCAGCCGAUUUCACGAAAAAGGGCGUAGCUUGCGCCAUGCAUAGGACUUACGCAACAAAUUUGUUGCACAACUGCGCAAUAAACUUAACAAUCAAUUAAGAAUCAAUAGCUGUGCAACGUUUUAAAUAAUCUAAACAUCUUGGACGAGGAUAAUAACAGCAUUUACGACGGCUGUUUGUGUACGAUUUUGUUCGAUCAGGAAACAGUCGUUGAAUCACCUCAGCCUGCCAUUUUAAAAAUAAUCUUGUCCGAGUUGCUUCGGAAUUGUGCGGCAACUCUAAACGCUUGGUCACUAGUAGAAUAGCAAUUUAUUUACUUCAAACACAAAGCUGUGACUGUCUUGUUUCAACCUUGAUAAGUUGUGCAGUAACGGGCACCAGGACGAUCACGAUUUGCUGGUAAAAUAAGUCAUUUUCGGUCGCUACGCCACAACUUACACCACCUAAAAUUUUUGCUUAAGUUAUGCCAUAAUUUGUUGCGCAAGUCGCGGAUUUACGCGUUGUGAAACUUUCGUGAAAUUGUCAUCAACUGAAAUGUUGCGCAGUGUGAAAUGUUGCGCAACUUGCGCAAUAAAAUGUGGCGCAUGUGGAUUUAUGCCAUUGCGUAAAGUUUCGUGAAAUCGGCUGCAGUAUAUGUAUAGUGCAGGUGUCAGUAUUAGGCCCGGGUAUAGCCAAGUGAUUUGUACGACCUUUGUUUACUGCUCACGAGUGUGAAUUGAUAUGUUUGGAAAGUUAAAUUUUUCAGUGUGGAUGUUACAAAACAACAUUUUCAUGAUACUGAAGUUUUAAUACAAUAAGCACGAAGCAAUAAUCACAAACUCCAGUCAUAGCAGUUUAUCAUUAGCAAGCAUUCACAAUGACGCACCCUUGCGCGCAGUUGCUGUGAGCGAGAAUCUUGUGUUUGGUGUGCGACAUCACGUAGCUACAAUGUAAUGGGAAUCAUGUCCCAAAUGCUGAUUUGGGGAUUUGUGUCACAAUUCAAAAUACAACUAUGCAACUGUUAAACAAAAAUCGAAAUCCAGAAUGUUGUGUUUUCUUGAAACAUACAGCAUUCAUAGAGCUAAAAUUUAGUCGUUAAGCACUGGUCUUUAGAUUUUGAGCACUUUUAUUGCUUCAAAUAAAAAAAAAUGCACAAAUGACAAAAAUGGUCCAUCCUACCAACUUUCCCAUUGAAACUGGUACAUCAAACUAUAGUUCAUGCUUUGUUCUAUAUCAAGGCUUAGCACGGAGGCAAGUUUGUUUGGGGGCUUGUGAUGGGUUUCGCCCUUCACUAUAGAAAUACACUACUAGUUACUUUCUGAAAAUAAUACUUUCAAAAAGGGCAAAGCCCAAUAUUGAAAUAACAAUUUAUGUGUCAAUUCGUUCAUCAGGAUUCAAUUCUGGCUAACAUUUACAAAGAGGAAUUUCUUAAAACGUACUUUGUCCGUUUUUAGUUACGUUGUAUAAGUAGAGGACGGGAUUAGACAAGUACAUGUCCUUUUUUUUGGUGAAAACAUGCAAUGUUUACUUUUAAGGUUUUAUUAAGUUCUAUUUUUGUGUCAGGGGUGCUAGUCUGUGCCCAAUUCUUUCCAAAAAUGAAGUGGAAUUUUUGUACCAUUUUUUUUUUUAGUUUAAGACAAUGACAGUCUUAGUAUAUUUUAUCUUUAUAUUUUUGGUCAUUAGAAGGUGGUGACUUAUGCACAUGCUUGUUCUACAUUGUAGCAUGUUACCAUUUUUAUUUUAAUUAAUGAAAAUGGUUGCUCAGGGUGACAUUCCUAUAGACUUGUGCACA
This is a messenger RNA of Patiria miniata (bat star), 3479 nucleotides long. Its product is annotated as putative phospholipase B-like 2. Gene Ontology annotation, biological process: phospholipid catabolic process. Gene Ontology annotation, cellular component: extracellular region. The record is from RefSeq and is a predicted model, not a curated record. Gene Ontology annotation, molecular function: glycerophospholipase activity. Bases 1 to 1674 code for a protein of 557 amino acids. NCBI's taxonomy places the organism in Eukaryota, Metazoa, Echinodermata, Asteroidea, Valvatida, Asterinidae. The transcript is spliced from 11 exons.